Symbiodinium sp. CCMP2456 is the source of this 3261-nucleotide messenger RNA. The record is from the annotation of a GenBank genome assembly. NCBI's taxonomy places the organism in Eukaryota, Dinophyceae, Suessiales, Symbiodiniaceae.
AUGGAAGGGCAACCAUCCCCACGAGCUUCCUUCUUGGGUUACAAGCCGGGCCUGUUGGAGAGCAGCAGGAGCCAAGGACUUAGAGAGCAGCGAAGCCGAUGCUCAGCCGGCACCGGCCAGGACCAAGGCUUCCAAGAAAGGGUUGGGCCAAGAACUGCGGGACUUAUCCCACCUUUUUGGCGACGGCGACGACAGCGAGAGCGAAGAGGACGACGAGAUAGGCCAGGCGAACCAGGCAGCGGCCAGCAGCAGUCGGGUGCUGGCCCCCGGUGCACCUUCGAAGGGGCGAAAAGUGGAGGAGCCCAAGAAGAAGAAGCCGGAGAUCAACGUGCAGGCUCUGCUGGCCGAGGGUUUGGCCAAAGGCCAAAGUGCUUCGGAGAUGCUGCCAUUGGCCUUAUUAGCUAUGGUUGUGAAGAAGGACAAAGGAAGCAAGGCCAAGGGCAGCUCACACCAUGGUGGCUUUUCCUCCGACAGCGAAAGCGACGAGGCCGACUUCAGCAAGUCUGGAAUGAAGGCCGUGGUUUCGCUGAACAAGCUGCACGCCAGGAUCAAGAACCGCCCCGCCAGGAUUUACCACGAGUUCGAGCGGGAGAUCGUGGAGGACAUGGGAAUCGUGGCGGGACAGGCCUGGACGAUUCGGGACUACCUCAAGAAGCAGGCCUGGGGGAAGUUCAAGGGCAUCUUCCGGUGUGCGGUCAUGGAUGCAGCAGCUUACGAAAUGUUGCGGGCCGGCGAGACCGAGAGCGCCACCGCACAGCUAGCGCAGAACAUGAAAGCAAAACUGCAGGCUGUGAUGUCAGGGGGCGACUGGGAAGCGGCGUGGCUCUUGACAGGAUUAGCCGAUCCUCUAAGCCGCCGCGAGUUCGCGGGCAGCAAAGAGGAGAUGGCGGUGGUGAGCGGCUACCUCGAGGCGCUCAGCAAGCUCAAGAAGAAAGUCCGCGAGGCCGGCCAGAGCAGCCAUGGCGACGAGGAGGACGACGAGGGUGGCAAGAGCCACCGAAAGUGAACCUGGACCUGGAACUGCAUGGGGCCGGGAAGGUGCUCCACUCAGUGGAUCCUGCUCUUUCUGGUCGGAAUUCAACUAGAUUUAUGAAGUACUUCGCGUGGCUGGAACGUGCCCAUGGUUACCUACUGGAACGGUCCAGUGCCGACACGCCGCUUUUCCCUAGUGCUCUUCCCUACCCCGAGGUGUGUGGCCUUAGGUUGGGUGCCAAAGGUUUUCUUGAUUCCGCUGAGUGGUGCCGGGCCUUCGUGAAUGCGUUGGUGGCUUGGUGCAAUUAUGUGGUUUUGGGAUGCCCUGACGGUGCCGGGAGCGCCUACGAGCCGCGAGUAGCCCACCGUAGUGUGGAAGGCAUUCGUCCAUAUGCCGAUAAGCUGCUUGGCGAGGUGGCAGAAUUCUUUUGUCCCGAGAUGUUGUCUGGAACACUAAGUUGUGAGGGCAAACGAAAGGACUUGGAGGAACUUGUGGCCUCCGGUACAGGUGCAUGCUAUAGUGGUGUGGUUAAAGUGGGGUGCGAGAAGUUUUCUUCUGCUCUUCCGGAGGCGGGACAGGUGGAUCCGCGACAGUGUUUGGACAGCUCUCGGGCCGAGGUGCUGGAUCGCCUUUCGGAUCUUCGGCUACCGGAGGCGCUGUGGGGCGAAGAGGUGGUGGCAUGUCAUCGCGUGGCUGUUCAAGAAGAAACUCCGUUGUUGAGACGGUUGCUGGCUGCACAGAUGAUCACCUUUGUUCCCGAACAGGAGCUGCCUCGACGACGUGACGGGCGGCUGCUGUUGGGAGGCCUCUUUGCUGUGCGGAAGAACGAGGACGAGGACCGGCUCAUCUUUGAUCGGAGGCCAGAGAAUGCUACGAUGACGCGCCUUGAUUGGGCGAAACUACCGGCAGGGGCUUGCUUUUGUCGGAUGAUUCUCGGCGAGAAGGAGAUCCUUCGAGGCUCGGGGGAUGACUUGCGCAACUACUACUACACGUUGGCUCUGCCUUUGGAAUGGGUCAGGUUCAAUGGUUUUGGUCGUCGGGUUGAGCCCAAGUUGUUGGCGGAGGCGACGCACGAAGCUGUUCUUAGACGGGAAGGUCUGCUCGACAAAGGUGCAUACUUGGAUGACCUCCUGGUCACCUACAGGCUCGCGCUGGCUCAGAAAGUUGCACUCGAUGGCUCAUUUCAAGCUCCUGCGCCUUUGCCACAGGACCCGGACGUGGUGCUGGUCAAGGCGGCCGAGCGUGCCUAUCAUCAGGCGAACUUGUCACGGGCCGAGCACAAGGCGUUUCGAUGCGAGACCAAUUUCAAAGCAUGGGGGGCCGAGGUGGAUGGUGUGCAAGGCCGUGCCGGUGCACCUUUAGAUGUACGGAGGCAGGUUUGGCAAAUCUUGCGCAAGAUUGUGGACCUGGGCUUUUGUACGAAGGAGAUCCUGCAGCGGUUGUUGGGCUUCGUGUGCUUCAUUUUCCAGUAUAGGCGGGAGUUUUACAGUUUGCAGCAUCAUAUUUAUCGGUACAUGGAGGGCAUGAAGAUCGAUCGGUGGGUGCGCUUGCCGAACCACAUCAUUGAUGAAUUGAGGUCCAUGGCCUUCCACCUGCCGUUCGCUUUCUGGAGCAUGCGUCGUGAACUCGGUCGGGACCUUGUGGCUACAGAUGCAACACCUACCGCAGGGGGAGCUACCGCCGCACAAAUUUCAGGGGACCUUGCUCGUGAACUGUGGCGGCGCUCCGAGGUGGCUCCACGGUGGAUGCGAACAUAUGAUGUGCCAGGCCCUCGCCUUUGGGGAUUGGAAGUGCAUACUGGUCAGCGAGGCUUUCAACGUACCAGGGAAUGUCCAGAAGGAGAUGAGUGCCUGCCUCAUGUCAAGUGGGCGAAUGACCUUUGGCGGCGGGCUGUUCACCUCGCGAACAUUGCGCGCAAGGCUGGGGUCUUCUUCGCCAUUGUGAACCCCGCGAACUCUCGAGCUUGGUCGAUGCCUGAGACUCAGCAACUGGUGUGCCGUGACGGUGUGUCGGUAUGUAAAGUCGACUGGAGUGCCUAUCAGCCGGAGGGGGGCGGGACAACGCACGCCAAACGUGUUAUGAAAGUGUGCUUUACGCUGCCAUGGUUGGAUGGGCGCGGGCUAAAGACUGGCAGUGGGCAGGGUCAGCAGGCAUGUGGUGGUCGUGGCCAGCGGGCUCAAGGGCGAGGUCGCAUUCCUAAGGAGUUUUGUGCCGACUUGGCCGGUGCCCUUCAUCGGUGGGAGCAUGGCGCCCCGGCUCCGGGAUGCUGUGCUGGGGAAAGAAUAUAG